UGUUCAAAAACCUUCGGAAAGAGGAAAUGUAGAAGAGUUUGUCUCCCUAGAAACCAUUUAUUCUAUGAUUAUAUUACGAAAUGGAGGAGUCUAGAGGUUUAAGCUGUUCAGUCUGUUACAAUGCGUUUACAUCUGUAGAAGAUCAAAGUGUUCCUCGUAAUCUAAAUUGUGGACAUACAUUCUGUACUGCCUGUCUUCAAAAGAUUGCUGCUCAGUCCCUUCAUGUGUAUGUCAAAUGCCCAGCCUGCAAAACUGAAACACCACUGCUUGCAAGUGGUCGCACUAUGAGAAGUAUCUCUUCCCUUCCAAAGAACUUCGGACUGCUAGAAAUUAUAGAAUGUAAAGAAAAGAAAUCUAAUGUCAACCAUGCAAGUACUUGUGAUACAGCUGACAUAGGCAAAGAUAAAAGUAAUAAUAAUAUCUGUAAGGAGCAUGAUGAAAUUAAGAAAGUUUACUGUUUCACAGACCAGUGUCUUAUCUGCAUAUAUUGUCAGAUUUAUGGAAAACAUGAAGGACAUGACUGUGAGUUAGCAAGCACAUUAGCCAAGAGCUCAAGAGAAGAACUUCAGAAGAUUUCUGAUAAACUUGAAAGUGAAUGUGAUAGGCUAUGCAAAGCAACGAGUGAAAUAUCUGACAUGGAACAUUCUAUUGUAAAUAGACAGUUUUAUCUUAAAGACAGAGUGAAGAAGUACAUGACUCUGCUUCAUCACAAUUUGACAAGACGGGAAGCAUAUAUUAUAUCACAAAUUGAUGAAUUGACAACAAGUAAACUGAAGGUGUUGGAGACACAAGAAAAAACCCUGUCUGAGGUAAUACACAAAUGCAAAGAAAUGUAUCAUCUAAUUCAAACAGUACAAAAUGAUGGUGAUAAUUGUGUGAUUGAAGACAAGCCUACAAUAGAGAAGCUUGUAGAUGAGAUGUCUUAUUUGGCAGAAGCUUGUCAAUUACAGCCACAAGCAGACAACAAUUUGAUGUUUGAAUUUGACGAGGAUGUACUAAAUAUUUUGGAAAAAUCAUCUGGAAGAAUUAUGGAAAUAGAGGCUGAUGAAGAACAGAGCGAUAGUAGUGUUGACUCCAAGCAACAUAUGCUUGACAAUGCAUUAUCAAAUCUGGACAAAGAGUUGCAUAUUAGCAAUACUCAGUUGAGCCGGGCAAUUGAACAGGAAGACACCAUUGCCGAACAUGUUGAUACAGAAAGUGAAGAAGAUGAUAGUGAAGAAGAUGAUGGUGAUGAAGAUGAAGGAGAAAAUUCAGAGUGUACAACAUCUUCUUCAGAUGCAGAUGAAUCUGAGCAAGAGGAAGCUGAAAACAUAGAGAAUAUGAACGACACAAACGCUGAUCAAGCAGAGGAUGACGAGGCAGCCUCAGAAGGCGAACUAUUGGGUGCUGUAGGAGGAAACGCAUUACCUGAAGCACAACAAGACGAGAACAAACGUAAAGAUAUCAAUGAAAAGCAAAGGUUGUUAAGGGAAUUGCAACAUGAAAUUGAAAGACUUAGACUGCUUGGGCCGACUGGCGAAGUGAUUCGAGUCAUCGAUGACAGCUCAUCUUCAAGUGUCGAGAAUGUGACUGAUACAGAUGAUGAUAACGAGAACGACACACAUGGUUUACUACUCGACUUUCAGAUUAGAGUCAACAACGACUUAGGUCGAACGAAGCCGUCUCGCGCAACUGGUGGAACUGCUAUCCAGGGAACGUUACCAAAUAAAGAUGUGUCAGCACGUAAGCAUAGCAAGCCGCGUACAUGUGGAAAAAAGCGCUGCUCGGUAGUAAACUGUCAACAUCAUGUCCACCCUUCCUUACAAUGCAAGAACUGUUGUCUUGUCUUUUGUAGAAGAUGUGCAUCGUUAUCACUGACCUGCAAUAAGAGUGACUGUGGACAUAACUAUGUUAGCUACAGACAUAGCGCGCAUCACCUCAACAAAAACAUCAAAUCGAAAUUUGGGAAGCACAGCGUUUCGAAAUUACACAAGGUUUGCAAACGCGGCUCCAUGCAACCGGCACCUCAGUGGAUAUGCAAGCGUUGUACCAUGCUAAACGAGGGCCAUGUAUUGGUAUGUGGGGCUUGUGAGACUAGCAAGGAUUAUGACCCAGAAGAAACAAGGAACGUUUGUCCAAUGUGUACCCUUGUUAACGAACCUGGAAAAACCAAUUGCGAGUUGUGCGAUACAGAUUUAGAUGAGAGACAGUAGCCUGGAUGAAGGAUGUCUCGGAAUCAAGCUCUGAACUAGUGCUUGAACAUAGGCCUCACACAUGUAGAUAACCAUUGAAUGCAACUAGCUUUAUAUAACGCAGCCUUGUUACCGCCAUCCAUACACCUAUAUAACUGAAGUGGCCAAUCUCCAGAGAAUUUGUUUUUAUGUUCUGGUAAAGCUUUCCCCUUCAAAGAUUUCUCUACACUGUAAAUUUGACGCUUUUUACAUGUCAGUCAGUGCGCAUCCCACGAAGUAAAAAUUAGAUUUCGUAAUCAGAARAGUCGUCGUGAUCAUUCACAUGAUUCUGUAAAUAACACAAAUAUACCCUACAAAAUGAAUGAAUCUUAAUUCUUGUGUAAAUAAAUUACAAAUACUUGAAUGACGAAAUAUUGUGAGACAAACGAAUUCUGUAAAUAUUGAAGAAUAUUAAAACUGGCACAUAUGAUGUA
This is a messenger RNA of Actinia tenebrosa (Australian red waratah sea anemone), 2644 nucleotides long. RefSeq lists its product as uncharacterized. The record is from RefSeq and is a predicted model, not a curated record. Gene Ontology annotation, molecular function: zinc ion binding. NCBI's taxonomy places the organism in Eukaryota, Metazoa, Cnidaria, Anthozoa, Actiniaria, Actiniidae.